AGCUGUAAGUGACGGGGAAAUGGAGCAGGGGCAGGCUCUGCUCACAGACUAAGGGUUUACAGCGGGGGACGCGGCGACAGGCAUAGGCAGCAGCUUUUAGUUGUGUCGCUCUCCCCACCCCGGGAUAUCCUCUCGAAAGGCAGCGAAAUGUUUGCCUGGACCGUGCUGGCGUUGUCAGCCGCGAUCGUCCUGCGAGCAGCGCAAUCCUACAAGCCGGUCAUUGUGGUGCACGGUUUAUUUGACAGCCCAGGAGAUUUCAAAUUGUUCCAAGGUUUCAUCAAUGAGACACAUCCAGGUACCAACGUGACUGUCAUUGACCUGUUUGAUCACACACAGAGCCUGAAGUCACUAUGGAGUCAGGUGGAUGGAUUCAAAGCAGCCAUCUAUCCCAUCAUGCAGAAUGCAGCGAAUGGGGUUCACAUGAUCUGUUACUCCCAAGGUGGCCUGAUCUGUCGAGGUAUCCUCUCCACGAUGCCAGACCACAAUGUGGACACCUUGAUAUCCCUGUCCUCUCCUCAGCUUGGCCAGUAUGGAGAUACCAAUUACCUGAAAUGGCUUUUUCCAAAUUAUGUGAAGUCCAAUCUCUACCACUUCUGUUACACACAAAUCGGACAGUGUUUCUCCAUCUGUAAUUACUGGAAUGAUCCUCAUCAUCACAAACUUUACCUCAAUAACAGCAACUACCUGGCCUUCCUCAAUAAUGAGAGGGAAAAUCCGAAUGCUACAGAAUGGAAGAAAAAUUUUCUGAGGAUCAAGAAGCUUGUUCUGAUUGGUGGACCAGAUGACGGGGUGAUAACUCCAUGGCAGUCAAGUCAGUUUGGAUUUUACGAUGAGAACGAGACAGUGAUAGAAAUGAGACAACAGCUGGUUUACAUCAAGGACUUGUUUGGCUUAAAAAGUCUGGAUAACCAGGGAGCCAUUCACACCUUUACAGUGAACAAUGUGCAUCACACCAAAUGGCACUCCAACCGCACUGUAUUCGACAAUUACAUUCUCAAAUGGCUCACGUAAAAGACGUUAAGCAGGAUAUCCAUGUUGCAAAGGACAGGCGAACUGUGAACUUGGAGUGUGCAACAACCAAACUGAACCUUGGAAAGAUGGGUACUCUGCAGGGGAUGGGGGAAACUCUCCAAAUCUGGGAGGUUUCCUGGGGUGCCCUCUGGUUAAAUGCAUUGACAAUCAACAGUGGCCGCUGAUCAGGGGGGACCGAUGUCAUCAGUGCUGAUUCCAACAGCCUUGGAGUGAUGGG
This is a messenger RNA of Hemiscyllium ocellatum (epaulette shark), 1249 nucleotides long. RefSeq names its product lysosomal thioesterase PPT2-A-like. Bases 148 to 1011 code for a protein of 287 amino acids. Gene Ontology annotation, cellular component: lysosome. The transcript has 8 exons. The record is from RefSeq and is a predicted model, not a curated record. Lineage: Eukaryota; Metazoa; Chordata; Chondrichthyes; Orectolobiformes; Hemiscylliidae. Gene Ontology annotation, molecular function: thiolester hydrolase activity.